Calypte anna (Anna's hummingbird) is the source of this 1761-nucleotide messenger RNA. RefSeq names its product eva-1 homolog A, regulator of programmed cell death (gene EVA1A). The coding region runs from base 1 to 1449 and encodes 482 amino acids. The record is from RefSeq and is a predicted model, not a curated record. The transcript has 8 exons. Gene Ontology annotation, molecular function: carbohydrate binding. NCBI's taxonomy places the organism in Eukaryota, Metazoa, Chordata, Aves, Apodiformes, Trochilidae.
AUGUGCAGCCCAGAUGUGUCUCCCACCUCCACCUUCCUCCUAGGGCUCGUGUGCUUGACAGCUUUCAGCAACUUCGCAAAGACUUCUGCAGACUUCUCAGGUUACAUAUCACAAGUGCUAAAUAAUUACACUGACCAUGCCUGUGAUGGAGAAUAUAUCUCCUUGAGAUGUCCUCACAGAACCACCAUCAGCAUCCAGUCUUCUUUCUACGGGCGGAUUGUCCCAAGUCACCAGAUGUGUCCCUCUCGUUACCCCCACUCCUAUGCAACUUUAAUCAAAGAAGAUGUUGCCUGUUCAGUUGGCACUUCCCUUCAGAAGAUGCUGGAUGAGUGCCAGGACAGGAGGAGCUGCCAGUUCCUUGUCAAUAGUCGGCUCUUUGGUGCAGAUCCGUGCCCUGGCACCGGCAAGUACCUCAUCGUCUGGUACAAGUGCAGGCCAAAUGAGUACAAGAGUAAAGUAGCCUGUGAAGAUGACAAGCUGAGGCUAAGCUGUAAGAAGAGCAUGGUCAUAGCCAUUUAUUCUGCUACCUUUGGAAGGACCCAAGGAGGCAGCUUGGAGUGCCCAUACCAAACCCUGGGGAUGCCUAUGACUGAGUGUCAGUCAGCUACUGCUCUUCAACUCCUGAUCAAGCGCUGCCACGGGAAAAGAAGUUGCAGCAUUUAUGCCAGCACCCAUGAGUUUGGGGAUCCUUGUUACCCAGGAAUCCAAAAGCAUCUUAAUGUCAUUUACACCUGUGUUCCCAGGAAACUUCUGCAUGAAACACAGCCAAGACCAACCAGCUACCAAGGAUUUCAGAAGCCACACUUUCCUCUGCAGCCAAGAGUGUUUGAUCCCAAUGUGAUAGGGGACGGCGUCUUCCAUUCUGAUGUCUUCCCUUCCAACAUAGGCCGUGCUCUCCCAGCAGAGAAGAAGAAAGGGAGAUCAGCCACCUUCUACCCCCUGGACAACACCCCAUUCCUGCUCCCUGUGGAUGAGACACAACCACCAGUGUUCAACAGCAGCAUGGAGCCUGUGGGUGUUAGCACAGAGAUGGCUCUGCUCAGCAACAUCCUAGCAGCGUAUGCCUUUGUCACAGAAAACCCUGAGCGGGCUGCCCUGUAUUUUGUCUCUGGAGUGUGCAUUGGACUCGUCUUGACCCUGGUGGCCUUGGUGCUAAAGGUUUCCUGCAGAACUGACUGCAAACGCUCCCCUAGGAAAAAACCUCCCCGGGAGCGGGAGAGCGACAGCAGCGACAGCAGCGACAGCGACGCUGACUCGGACACCACCUCGGAUCUCUCUGCCCGCAGGCACCGCAGGUUCGAGAGGACUCUGAACAUGAACGUCUUCACCUCAGCCGAGGAGCUGGAGAGAGCUCAGAGGCUGGAGGAGAGGGAAAGAAUCAUCCGGGAGAUCUGGAUGAACGGCCAGCCCGACAUCCCCGGCACCCGGAGCCUCAACCGCUACUACUGAGCCCUGGGGAGCCCAACCAUCCUGCCCCUCUGCCACCCAAACGUGACAGGGGAGAAGAAGGGAAGGGGUAUUAAUGGGUCUCUCCCCUUUUCCUUUCGGGCACGCUACCUGGAUGGACAGCAGAAAAGCCUUCCCAGUCUCCUUCUCCCUGACAUAUUGCUCUCAGCCUUCCUGGUGGAUGCUUUCUGGUUACAACAGCUUUGUUUCUGAGUAGCAGGCAAGAAGGUGACAAUUAGAGUCCUUCCACGUAGGACAUGGAGUUUGUCAUGCUGCAGUGCCAACGCUCCUGUCUUGGCUGGGGAGAGAAGUAGU